Scleropages formosus (Asian bonytongue) is the source of this 1818-nucleotide messenger RNA. RefSeq names its product coiled-coil domain-containing protein 151-like. Gene Ontology annotation, biological process: outer dynein arm assembly; cilium movement. Bases 70 to 1722 code for a protein of 550 amino acids. Lineage: Eukaryota; Metazoa; Chordata; Actinopteri; Osteoglossiformes; Osteoglossidae. The record is from RefSeq and is a predicted model, not a curated record. The transcript is spliced from 14 exons. Gene Ontology annotation, cellular component: ciliary basal body; ciliary tip; ciliary rootlet.
UCGUCCACAACAGGCAGAUAGAGAGCUUUCUUUCGUUUUGAAAGGCACUGCUUCAUAUUAGAAGUCAAAAUGCCAGGCCCUUUCAGUUCUGAGGACAAUAAGCUUCCCCUUCAUGACCAAAUAGCGGAGAUGCAGCAGAAAAUUCAGCUGCUUGAGUGGGACAAAAGUGCCUAUUAUGAGAGCUCUCAGGCCACGAUGAAGAGGAACAAGGAGUCCAUACACAAUCUCCGACAGGAGAACGAGAAGCUGCGUAGGAGGUUGGCUGAAACACACACUGAGGAUGAACAGAUGAUGAGCAAUGUGUUUCAAGACAGAAAGAUGGAAAAAUCUGGCUUGAAGAAUAAAUCAGGGGAGGAAGCGCUCAGGAAACUUGACCAAAAAGUUUGUGAUAAAGUGAAGAAACUGAAUGCCGUAAAGCACCAAACAGAGACUCGCCGACGCCACCUGGAGGAACUGAAGCUGCAAUAUUGCAGAGCGAAGUCCGCGCGUGAAGGCAGCCAUUUUGCUGCACAGGACAGAAGGGAGGAGGACAAGAUUGAAGGAGAGAUCUCUGAAGACCAACCCCAACAGAAAUUACGUAUCCUGGAGAACCAGCUUGAGAAAGCCCAACUGAAGUAUCAGGAGGCUGAAUACAUCAUGAGGGGAUAUCUGAAAAUCAAGGGCCAUCUGCAGGAUGAGAGUCUAACUUACCAGUCUCAGCUGGAUGCCCUGGAGGCUGAGAUCCUGAAGCAGAGACAGGAGCUGCGUGAAUUGCAGGUCAUGAACAAUGAUGCACAGCUGUCCAGGGAUGCGGCCUACGUGGAGCUGCAGCAGCAAGAGAAGUCAGUGUCCAAGGAGCACAAGGAGAGAGAGAGCAUCCUGUCCCAGUACAAGAAGAAGGCUGAGGAGUGCAAGGCCCACACCAAGAAGGCGCAGCGAGCUGCUAUGCACGCCGAUGAGCUGAGCAGCGAGUCCCAUUCCAGCGCCACCGGUGGAGAGGAAGAGAGAACCAUCUCUGCUAUAGAGGAGGCCUUCCAGCGCAUCAAGGAAGCCACUGGCGACAGAGACACACAUGAGGUGGUGGAGAGGUUUAUUGCUCAGGGGAAGACUCAGAAGCACCUGGAGAACCUGAAGGAGGAGAACGAGAGAACUCUGCAGCAUCUGAAAAAACAGCGUGACCAUUUGCAAGCCCGCUUCCAGGAAAUGAAGUAUUCUGGGGAUACCAGGCUGUCCAGUCGUCAGCAGAUGUUGGAAGAGUAUGAGGCCAAUCUCCAGAGGGAGCAGCAGAGACGGAAAGAGGCCAGGGAGCAGCUAGACCGGGUGACCGAUACGCUUUAUAUGGUCCGUGGAGUUGUGGAGAUCCUUAGCAACAAGCUGCAGCACAUCACUCCGACGGACACCCCAGUGGUGGAGCUGGAACCCAGCUCAGAGGACUAUGUGUUGGAGCUGCUGAUGCAGGUGGAGCAGAAGCUCCUGAUUGUGCAGGAGGAGCUACAGGAGAAGAACAUUGAUGCAGCCAUGGGAGAAAUGGAGAAGGAAGAGUUCUACACCAGCAUUGAAGGGAAGCUCCCAGAAUACAAUAUCCGUAUACUAUUACCAAAGUCCCAUGCUCAGGACCUGUACGAAGAAGAGGAGAUUGGGGACGACAAGGGUGAUGUCAUCACCCGGGCCGAGCUUAAGCGUCAGUCCCAAAUAAUCAUAGAUUCCAAGACAAAGAAGAAGACAGGUACCAAGAAGGAUUAGAGCAAACCAGUCUACCACUCAUGGGUCAACGAGUGGCAAGCCCAGCAUGAAAGUGUUCUUUUUGGUAGUCCUUCAUAGUGUCAUGUUUAGAGUUAC